GCACGGGUCGUCACUCGUCAGCCCAUUGCAGCUAGACUCGAUCGAUAAGACCCAAACGAUCCUAGCUGCUGCCUUCCCAGAUAUACUUAGCUACCUGACUAUCAAUUCUCCAUGGCGCCCGCGAAGCUCGCCGCCGUGCUCGCCGUCGCCGUCGUCGUCUGCGCCUUCGCCGCCGCGCCGGCUGCCGCGGGCGCGGGCUAUGGCGCGCCCGAGAGCUGCCAGACGCAGAUCAUGUACUUCACCAACUGCCUGGCCCGUGAUGAGAUCCGCGCCCAGUGCUGCAGCGUGGUGGAGAACGCCCAAUGCCUCUGCCAGCUGAAGCGGGAGGUGGCGGUGCCCUGCGUCCGCCACAGACGCAAAUGCCCGGUGAACGGGCCGGCUCCGCCGGCGGUGAAGCUGGCCGAGCUGCAGCGCCUCCCGUGCUUCAAGACACUCAAGUGCUAGGAAGCCUAAGCCACUUCUAAUUAAGUUUUGCAUUUCAUGCACGCACGUACGUAUGUAUUUAUGCUCGUAUUGGUAUCUCGCUUGUUGCUACUGUUUUCUCAUUCGGUUUAGCUGCUUAAUUUGGAUGUGUAGUGUCCAUGUAAGCUUCGUUCCUUUCUUCGUUUGCCACCCUCCUCCGUUAUAUGAAUGAUGAGAUGUGCUUCUGUGACUGUUCUUAAGGGGAGAAAACGCUACGGUGUGAUUUAAUUUGCUCCUGCA
This is a messenger RNA of Phragmites australis (common reed), 702 nucleotides long. RefSeq lists its product as uncharacterized. The transcript has a single exon. Bases 112 to 444 code for a protein of 110 amino acids. The record is from RefSeq and is a predicted model, not a curated record. Lineage: Eukaryota; Viridiplantae; Streptophyta; Magnoliopsida; Poales; Poaceae.